CUUCUCAUCAAUCAAAAUCAAGUAAGCAUCACUACUUAGUACUAAUUCCAAACCAUGGCUUCCAACGUUCAGCUUUCAGAAACAAACAGCCCAAGGAAUCAGAAAAACCGUCCGAGAGUAGAGAAGGAGGAAGUGGACUACAUGCAGAGAGCUCAGUGGCUAAGAGCUACCUUGCUUGGAGCCAACGAUGGUCUGGUCACAGUUGCUUCGCUAAUGAUGGGUGUUGGUUCUAUCAAAGAAGACGUCAAAGCAAUGCUUCUUGUUGGUUUUGCCGGCCUUGUAGCGGGUGCUUGUAGUAUGGCUAUUGGAGAGUUUGUGUCUGUGUGUACCCAAAGGGAUAUUGAAACUGCGCAGAUGAAGAGAGCUAUUGAGAAUAAGACAUCAUUAUCUGCAAUCGACGAACAAGAGGAGGAGGAGAAGAAAGAACGGCUGCCAAAUCCAGGGCAAGCAGCAAUUGCAUCAGCGUUAGCGUUUUCAGUGGGUGCAGCAAUGCCGCUUCUGGGGGCUGUAUUCAUAGAGAAUCAUAAGGUAAGAAUGGUGGUGGUAGCGGUUGUGGCCACCAUAGCAUUGGUUGUGUUUGGAGUGACUGGUGCGGUCUUGGGAAAGACAAGUGUGGCUAAGUCGAGCGUUAGAGUGGUGAUUGGUGGUUGGAUGGCUAUGGCUCUUACCUUUGGUCUCACGAAGUUCAUUGGCUCCGCAGCCAUGCAAAUCUAGAGGCUCUUUCUGUGGUCCUCCUUGUUUCCAUGCAUCACAAAUUCACAAGUAGUGUUGCAUUAUGUUUGUAUUAAUAUCUCCCCAACUAUAUAUGUGAUGUAGACUAUCUAAUGCACAACAAACACCAAAAAAAAUUAAUAAAUGGUUUGUCAAUCG
Arabidopsis arenosa is the source of this 870-nucleotide messenger RNA. NCBI's taxonomy places the organism in Eukaryota, Viridiplantae, Streptophyta, Magnoliopsida, Brassicales, Brassicaceae. The record is from the annotation of a GenBank genome assembly.